Pieris rapae (cabbage white) is the source of this 3665-nucleotide messenger RNA. RefSeq lists its product as uncharacterized. Gene Ontology annotation, molecular function: protein binding. The record is from RefSeq and is a predicted model, not a curated record. The transcript has 2 exons. Bases 175 to 2469 code for a protein of 764 amino acids. NCBI's taxonomy places the organism in Eukaryota, Metazoa, Arthropoda, Insecta, Lepidoptera, Pieridae.
ACCCGACACUUGAGCCACGUUUUUCGCGACUUUUCCUGGAUUUUCCGCCAAACCAUGCUCCUGAAUUUAUUCGUAUUGUGUGUGUUAUAGUGUGUGUGUGAGUGGAUAUUUUCGGGCUAUGUGUAGCACAUAAUGAAAGCGUUUGUUGCUGCUUCACGGAUGCCUUGAGGCAAUAUGAAAUUUGUACGGAGUCUAGACGUGCGGCUGAUCGCCCUGUGGAGCACUUGUAUACUGGUCCCGGCUAUCGCUUGCCCCUCCCAGUGUGUUUGCAAGUGGAAAAACGGCAAACGAUAUGUGGAGUGCACCGACAAAGAUUUAAAAGCAAUCCCCGAUUCGCUAGACUCCGAAACACAAGUAUUAGACUUCACGGGCAACGAUUUGCAAGUCCUACAAAAGGAGGCAUUCCACAAACUCGGCCUGUUAGACUUACAGAAAAUAUAUCUCCAGAGAUGUCGGUUGCAGAAAAUCGAUAACUUCGCCUUUAGGGGCCUCGCCAAUUUAGUCGAGUUAGAUCUAUCCAAUAAUUACAUCACAGUCGUCCCAUCCAGCAACUUUGUCUUUUUUCCAUCCCUAAUGAGACUCUCUUUGAACAACAAUCCUAUAACGAAUAUAAAAACUCACUGCUUCCAACAUCUGUCCUAUCUGAAUACAUUAGAGUUGAGCAAUUGUAAAAUUGAAAGUAUAGAAGCGGAGGCUUUCGCUGGAUUGAAACACUUAGAAUGGCUCCGACUGAAUGGUAACAGGCUAUCAAAUAUUCAAGGCGAUAAUUUGUUUCCCGAUACGUUGCGGGGUAUCGAUCUGGAGGGUAAUAAUUGGAAUUGCGAUUGUCAUUUGCGCGAUUUACAUAGCUGGCUAUCAAGUUUCAAUAUGCCACACGCCGUCGAGCCAAUUUGCUCGCUACCUGAGCGACUGAAAAAACGCACAAUCACAAGUGUCGAUGAAUUCGAUUUAGCGUGCUUGCCAAAAAUUACCCCAACCCUGUCGUUUAUAGAGACGAAUAUUGGAAAUAAUAUAACCCUGGAAUGUAUAGUAAAGGCUGUGCCUGAGGCAAAAAUACAAUGGUUUUAUCAAGGACAACUGAUACGCAAUUACUCGACGUCUGCCGCCGAGCCUCACCAUGUUUUCUACGUAGAGAACGGAGUUAUCGACAAAAAAAGUGAACUACACAUUUACAACAUCGGUAAUGAUGAUAAUGGAACCUACUCUUGUAUUGCCGAGAAUUCAGCUGGAAGAAUUCGAACGAAUUACACAAUUAAAAUUCUUAUUAAAGAAGAACCAGUUGUCAUCGUGGUUACAUUUCCCCAUAGACACUUAGUAGUGAUUAUAACAGUGAUAUUCCUUAUAAUUGUCCUUUUUAUCGUUAUAAUAACGGUGGUGUUAUUAAAAUUUAAAACGGAUACGAGAAGUCGUAAAAAGAAGGAAAGUGGAAAGGACGUCGCGUUAUGUAAUCAAAUUUUGCCUUCUAGUCGAGGUAAUGGCUCUUUGCCCAAAAACAACGGUAGCGUUAUAGUGAACGCACAUUCGCACCACUCAUUGCAUUAUACAGUGCAAACAAACCGAGAAUUCGAGUCGAACGACACGUAUCAAAGCAAUAACAUGAAAGGCUUUGUAGACAGAAAUCCCGACCUAAUUAGCGAUGCGGAAACGGUUGCAAACAACGCUCAGAAUGAGAAUACUGUGUUAUCGGUUUACAAAACGCAAACCGGAACCGAUACCUUUGAGGAAGAGACUGCCUUUACUACACCAUCCGUACAAAGACAGGUCACCUGGCAAGACCAGCAAACCGCUAACAGUAUGAGCCUACCACAAAACGCAAUGUACCAACAUUCGGCCGACGUUCAUCUUAACCCUGGCUGCUUUUUAGACAGUGAUGGGUAUCCUUUUGACUACGGCCUACCUAAACACCCAUGUCGAGCGCCAAUGAUGUCUAAUUAUGCCGUUGUCGGCCCCUUUUACCAAACACUGCCUCAUAAUCGGCCAAAAGGUCAAAAGCUCGCUUGUAAGUUCACUAAAGACACAGAAUUUAACGUGACUCCGCCCCCUUGUGGUAACUUCGAAAUGUUUAACGGGACAAAUGUGCGACGUACUUUAGAGGGAUACCCAGUUCCUCGCAACCGCCAAAUUGCUUUUGUAGGAAAUGGGACAGUGUAUUAUAAUGAAGAAUUCGUGCCUUCGCCGCCCGAAGGUUAUAAAACUGAGGCAGUGCAGUGUUGCGCCACCCAAGAGCCAUGUGCAGCUUGGAACCCGAAAGGAACAUGUGCUGUCAUGGUACCAAUGGGAAUAGAAACUCCCGGUAGGUGUUACCAAGUGGAAACUAGGUGUGUAGAUACCCAAACAUCAGAUACACGAGUACCGGGGGAAGGUACGGAAAACGUUCUAAAACCACUGCCACAAGUCGCUAAAUGUGCGUCUGAUAUAUGUUCGGAAAGCCCUGACGAGGGGUAUGUGGGGGACGCUAACGACAUCUGACGACGACGGCGUAACGAUAACGCGUAAACAGGGCAAUUUAGACGCUACCGAAGUGAUAAAGCGACUGAGUAUGAAUAGUUUUGUAUAUAUAACAAGUGUACAGUGCACGAUAUAUUUGCGUUCCGUUUAAUGUGCGUUAUUUGAGUUAAAUUAAUCACUUGUGAACUACAAUUACCAAAGUUUUCUAGUCAAAAGCUGUGUUAGUAUUUUUUUGAUAAUAAUGUGUGUUUGCUCAUUUUUGUAAUUAUGACAAUCUUGUGCCAAGUUCGAAAUAGUAGUUAAGACUAAAAUACGCCUAAACUAUUUGUUAUGAAGCAUUUCUGUUAUUGCACUUGAGAGAAAAUUGGUUUUUAAAAUGAAAUAUUGUAGACUCCGGAAUUCUGUUCCAGACUGUUUUAAAACAUUUUCUAUUGUUCUCAUUUUAGUUGUAUCUUAAGGAACUUUCUUAGAGCCUUCUAGUCUGGAAUUAUUUUUAGAGAAAAAUCUUAUGAGUGUAAAGUCUAUUCGUCGAUUUUUAUACUUAGUAAAUAUUUGUUUUCACUAGAUAACAAAAUACGGUUUUAAUUAAAAUAUACAUAAUUUGAUUCUUAAAAUAAUAGUUUUAAAUACAUUAAGGUAAUUCCUCAUCUUUCUACGUUUUAAUAUUCACGCGGACCCUUGGACUCUUAAACUAAAUAGUUAUAUAUUAAAUGUAAAUAAUAAAUAUACAAUAUUAUAAUGUAAAUAUUAGAUUUUAUUACAUCUCCAAAUGGAAUCGAGUAGCGAAAGCCUGUUCACAUCACUCGCACUAAAAUUAUAUUAGCUGAAUUCACAAUAUGAGUAUAAAUUCAUAAUAUUAAUUACUAUGUUAUGAUUUUCAUACACUUCGAUAUUAAAUAAUUUUAUAGCGUAAAAUUAUUAUGAUUCGCUAACGAUUCAAUCAAUUUGUCGUAUUUGAAUUACAUAGAUAAUGUAUGUAACACAUGUAUUAUAUUAAAUACAGUCUGAAUACAUUAUAUUGUUUGCACGAUUAAUUAUUUCACUUAUAAUAAGCUCAUAUUUAAAGGUCCUUAUGAUUUUGUUUUCACCGGGCCCGAUAUGGUUGUGACACAUGUAUUAAAACUAAAUUCUCACUCAAAUUAAACACGUUUUUCCUUUUUACCAUUUACAAAAAACUGUGUAUAUUACCUGCAAAAAGGGUAAAAAGAUUUUUAAUA